AUGACAGCGACUGUUGAUCCCUGGGAGUGGGACACCGAUAGGGUGGUACAGGAGCUCUGCACGGGAAAACGAACAUGGAAACCAUCGACCGACCCGCCCAAGCUACCCAAUAUCGAGCAUCUCCGAGAAAGCUUACGAGAGAACGAAGUUGACGGGCAGAGCCUUCUCGGCUCAGCAAGCGACGCGCCGGACUUCUGGUUUGAUCUCGGGAUCAAGGCGAUCAAGCAUAAAGAAACACUGAGGGAUGCCAUCACCCAAUUCCGUCGCGCGAGUCGCAAGUACAAAAUCUGGAAGCUUCGACAAAAGGAAGAUGACGAUGACGAUUACAAUAUCUACAAUGGGGUGCUGGGUCGCCUCGACGAAACAAGCAGGAAAAGAAAACUAGAGGAAGAGCGCAAAGAUGAGAGCGCAGAGUCUGCAUACAACACUCCCCAAGCAAUCUUGUCUGGGCCUUCGACGCCAGCUGCACCUCUUCAAGCUGCAACCCCUACAGUGUCUUCACCCGCUGCACCACCGACUUCGGCAGCCAAAGCGUCCCAGGAACUUGCAACUGCAGAUGGACCUAUUCGCAAGAAGCGCAGGAUUGCCCCCGUCACGCUUUCUUCUGACGUUAGUGCCGAGGGUCUUCGCAAUAUGCCCCAGGGUAAUCUAGUAUCCGACUUGACACCCGAAGAAGAAGAAGCGGCUGCGACAAAGCUUUCAGGAGCCUACAUUGGCCCAUAUGUCCUGAAUAGAGCAGACAUAAUCGAGUUUCAUUUCUCUGCUCAACCACUUGCGAACGAGGAUUUAGAGUUCGAAAUCCAACAGGAAUCUUAUCCGAUCGGGUUGAGAAGACAGCGUGCUCGUCUCGUCAAACGCCGAUUGGCUAAACAGCAGCAUGUCUUCAGACCUAGCAAGGCAGACAUGGUUCUAGGAGGCGACGACCCGGAACACGAUCAAGUGCUGCCGGCAUGGGGCGAAUCUGACGACGAGUACGAUUCGGAGACUUGGAAAGAGAUCGUGGAAGAAGCAGAUGAACGUGAAAAACUCAAGGAAAAGCCUCGCACCGACCUCUCGAACGAAGAGAAGAACACGAUUGUCGACCAGAUUAUCUCGGAGAAAACCGCUGCUUGGGAGACUGUCAAGUUGCCGGCACUCCAACAUAGAGCCAAUCAUAUGUGGAACAAAGCUCGCAAACAAGGGCUCAAGCAGGCUAUUGACAGAGAGAGUCGACUCAUUGCUCGCUAUCGUCAACGACUGAGUAAUUUUCGAGAAGAGAUUGUCAAGCAGCCGUGGACAAACGAAGCGGAUGUUAGGAAGGUUGAAGGAAUCUUCGAUCAGACCAUCGUUGAUCUUGAAUACUCUACUUGGCUCCUCAAUCUGCUGCUGUCCCUACAUGAACCAAAGAAGUUACCAAGAGCGCCUCGUCGGCAGCGACCAAAACUGGCCAAAGAACAAAUUGUUGGCUCCGAUGAGGAGAUUCUGGCAAGUGAUUCAGAUUCUGACGAACCUGAAUUCUCCAGCUUCAUCAUCGAUGAUGCAUCUCAGAUACGCGAUGAGGUCAUGUAUGAAGUCGAGGAUGACGGGCAGACGAACCUCGAAGAGCCCGCAAUUGUCAAUGAACUGAUUGAAGUUGGAACCAGCAACAGCACUUCCACUAAAACGUCUGAGGGCGUCGAGCACAAGACUGGUGCUGCCGAUGUGCUUCCUUUGGAACAAGACGAAGAAGACGUGCCCACGGACCUUGCCGAGGGUACAGAUCCCAGGUCCUCAGAGGUGGCUCCAGCUGCAGAGCAUGCCGAAGGUCCCCAGGACCGACAUACUGCUGUAGCCUCUCAUGCUCCCGCUUUGCCGGCCGCUUUCGCGCGCACCAUUCAAACAGAGCGUGCAGACGCAGACAACAGCAGUAUGCUGGACGUAGUGGAUGAGGAAGACGUCUUGGACCUGACCGAGCCCAAAAUUAAGGUCGAGGAAACGUCGACUCCAAUGCCCAAAAUCAAGCGUGCUUCAAGGACUUAUAAAGGUGUAGAGCUGGUUGAUCUUGUGACCCCCGAGAAAGGCAAAGCGAUCGUCAAAUCGUUUCAAACGCCGAGUCGCCCUCAGUUCGUAAAGUCGAAAUCGCUUGGACUCUCACAAUUGCAAGAAAACGGGUUGGCUGAAAACCAGAAUAUAGUCCAUGAACUUCUGAAGAGCCUUGAUGAGGUUCACCGGUCUACUAUUUUCAGCUUUGCACUGUGGGAAGUGGACGAGCUAUGGAAUGGCUUUGUUGUCCCUAGCCUUCACUCUCCCUAUCUACCCAAAACCCCGCUCCGGUCUGAGAAUGAGCAGGACUUGUUUUACGGACUGCACCUGGCCCGUCUGUUCGACGCUUACCUCGGAGAUAAAUCGCAGCACUUGAGGCGUUGGUUCCAGUCACAGGCCGGCAGGAUUGCUCUCGAGGAUAAAAAGGACUUCUUUCCAGAGUUUGUAUCCUCUUUGCGGGAGCUUUCUCUCAACUACAGCAUUGGGAUGACCCCCAAAAAGCCGAUGGCUACACCUCUCUCAUCGCCCAAGAAAAGCACCAAGGUCUUGGAGGAGCCAGAAAAAGAUCUUGAAGGAGAUUUGGAUGAUCUUGAUACAGAUGAAUCAUCUUCAAAUGGCAAGAAACGCAAGACAGUCAUUAAGCGUGACCAGGCAGCCUUGAAUCUUCGCGAGAGUGACCAGCGACGUGUACAAGAACAAGCUGAGCGAAUCAAGGCAUUGCGGACAAAACUGGCACUUUCGAACGAUAUUACUGCAAGCCAGAACAUGGGUUUCAUCAUCAAUGAAUCCAAGCAAGAUGAUCAGGGCUUCAUAUAUGUACCAGAAAACAUCGCUCGGCGUAUCAAGGAUCACCAGAUAUCUGGUGUACGCUUCAUGUGGAAUCAGAUCGUUGUGGACAUCAAGUCUAGGCAGGGCUGCUUGCUCGCCCAUACAAUGGGACUUGGAAAGACUAUGCAGAUCAUUACUCUGCUCCUGACCAUCUCUGGCGCCGCUGCAUCAACGGAUCCAUCCGUGUCCUCGCAGAUACCUGAUGACCUCAAAGAGUCCAAAACACUAAUUCUUGCACCUGCCUCUCUUGUCAAUAACUGGUACGAUGAAUUCAUCAUCUGGACCCACGGUUCUAAGCAUCAUCUUGGUGAGGUGUACAAGAUUGAUGCAAACUACAAGGAGCCUGAUCGAUUGGAAACCCUUGAAUCAUGGUCUACGAAGGGUGGUGUGUUGCUCAUCGGCUACACCCUGUUCAGACAGCUGCUCAUGCAGGAAUCGGAGAAAAUCGACGCACUCCUCCUUGAAGCCCCAAACCUCAUUGUUGCAGACGAGGCGCAUUUGCUGAAGAACAAGGUCUCUCUUAUCAGCGAAUAUGCAGCAGGUUUCCGGUCGCAUGUCAGAAUUGCUUUGACCGGUUCACCUCUAGCUAACAAUGUUCUGGAGUACUACUCCAUGAUCAAUUGGAUUGCCACCAAUUAUCUGGGAGGCACCACAGAAUUUCGACAAGACUUUGCUCAACCGAUUGAAGCUGGACUUUCUGCUGACAGCCUGCACUCUCAACGAAGAAAGGCCCUCGUGAAACUACGAUCACUAAAAGAAACGGUGGCACCCAAAGUUCAUCGCCGGACCAUCCACGCACUAAAGGACGAGCUUCCACAAAAGACGGAAUUUGUUAUUUCAGUCCCCCUUACAGAUAUGCAGCGUAAGGCAUACGAGCUCUACAUGAAUUAUGUCUACGUCAACGGUGAAACAGCGAGACUCUUUGCUAUUUUACAAAUACUUGCAUUGCUUUGCAAUCACCCUGCAUGCUUCCGAAGCCGCUUGAUAAAGGCGACUGACAACAAGACGGACGACGGCAAAACGAGGAACGCGGCCUUGCCUCCACAACUAGUAAGCGAAGAGCUUACACUGAUUCGUCACGCCGAUGUUGCGGGCGCAGCAGGUGAAGUACAUUCUUGGAAGAUUCCACUAUUCAACAAGAUAAUCAAUGAGAGCAUUCGGCAAGGAGACAAAGUAUUGGUCUUCUCUCAGUCCCUACCCACUCUGGACUAUCUUGAAAGCGUUCUUAACCGUCAAAAGCAGAACUUCAUUCGAUUGGACGGCUCGACCACCAUGAACAAGCGUCAAGAUAUGGUCAAAGACUUUAACAAUGAUAGGAAUACAUUUGAUGUCUUUCUGAUCUCCACCACAGCUGGAGGUCUUGGCCUAAACAUUACAGGCGCUAAUCGUGUGAUUAUCUUUGAUUCCAAGUUCAACCCACAGCACGAACAACAAGCUGUUGGCCGUGCAUACCGCCUGGGACAAACCAAACCGGUUUUUGUGUACCGCUUGAUCUGUGGCGGCACGUUUGAAGAGAAAAUGCAAAACAAGGGUGUGUUCAAGUUGCAACUUGCGUCUCGUGUAGUAGACAAGAAAAACCCCAUCCCCAAGGCCCAAUCGUUCCAAAAGAUGUUUGACAAGCCCGUCGAGCCUGAGCAACAAGACCUGUCAGCGGUUGCUGGGAAGGACAAUGUGCUGGAUGUUGUACUCAACUCAGAAUUGGUCCAAGGCAUUCGAUCGAUUGUCCUGUCGGAUACUUUCGAAGAGGAAAACCUCGAGGACGAACAGCUGACCAUCGAAGAGAUACAAGAGGCCAAGCAGCUUAUUGAAUUACAUCAGGCUCGUCUUACUGGGAUGCCAAUUGCCGCUGGUCAUCAUCCAUUGCCACCUAUAGCCUCCUCCUUUUUUUCGGUGCCUCCGCCUGGUGGGUUGAAUGACAUAUAUGCUCAGGAUGCAGUUGCACAAUUUCAUGCCGGCGCUUCAGGCGAUGGUCCACGUGCGCCACAUCCUGUAAACGGUUCCAUGGGUACGGCUCCUACUGCGCCAAAGAGCCUGGAGGGUGCACCACACCCCUCUUUCCAAACAGGCACAGUACAGCCGGUGUUGGGCCCAACGACACAAGUUCGAGAGGCAGUAAUUCAAAUGGGAAGUACUCUUUCGGCAUCCGAACUGAACUUCUGGGGCAAUGCCAAUGUCCUCAAGGGGGAACUUGGCAGACUUUUUACAGCAGGCGAAACUGACGCCGAGACCAAAGACAAAAAGAGGCAGGCCGCCCAAAGUAUUGCCAACGCUUUCCGAGAUUCGGAUGGGCAAAGAAACCACCACGAAUCAGCCCAAGCAAAAAUUGCGCUUAUUGAAUCAGCACGCUCAUCACAUCUCAUUGAGGCGAUCUUGGAGGGCAAGUAUACCCCCGAACAACUGGCUUCGCUAAGCGGGGAUGCUAUUCGUCAGCUCUCACUGGAGUUAGCACCGGUCUCCUCGGAUGACCAAGGCAGCGAAACAGCCAAAGCUGCAGACGACAAAGUUCACAGUGCCGACCAGAUAACAAAAGCUGGCGCUAGUGCAACCGGGCCUCAAGGGGUAAAUAACCACAGACGAACACAGACCCAUAACCCAUCGGGUAGGGCCAUGUCUGCCAUUCAUCCUGAACAGCAGAAAAGCGCAGAGCUCCCGUCCGUCUCCCAGAGAGGAGGUUCGGCUCCGGUUCCACGAAAGUCGCACAAGCACGACGACCAGGCGGUCCUCGAAGAACUGAAAGCCGAUAGAGAGGCUAAUAGCAGAGAGCCUAGACUGCCGGACUGGGCUAGGAAUGCAGUUGCGAGUCAAGGUCGACCUGCACCUUCAUCCUCAGCAUCGCCUGUACCGUCAACUGCGCCACUUAGGCGCGCCAGAAAUCCGUUUCUCUAA
This is a messenger RNA of Truncatella angustata, 5715 nucleotides long. RefSeq lists its product as uncharacterized. The transcript is spliced from 2 exons. Lineage: Eukaryota; Fungi; Ascomycota; Sordariomycetes; Amphisphaeriales; Sporocadaceae. Gene Ontology annotation, molecular function: ATP-dependent chromatin remodeler activity; ATP binding; ATP hydrolysis activity. The record is from RefSeq and is a predicted model, not a curated record. Gene Ontology annotation, cellular component: nucleus. The coding region runs from base 1 to 5715 and encodes 1904 amino acids.